Messenger RNA from Tetrahymena thermophila SB210, 444 nucleotides. RefSeq names its product transmembrane protein, putative. The transcript has a single exon. The record is from RefSeq and is a predicted model, not a curated record. Lineage: Eukaryota; Ciliophora; Oligohymenophorea; Hymenostomatida; Tetrahymenidae.
AUGGUUUUGUCAAGGAUGCUAAUAAUAAUUGUGCUGCUCCUACUGAUUGCACUACUGGUAAAUAAUGCGAUGGUGACCAAAAAAAAUUAGCUUGUCUUGCUGUUGGUUACUAAAAUAAUGAUGGCGUUUGUGUUGCUCCCACUAAUACCUAAUGUUUAUCUGCUUCAUUUAUGCUUUGCGGUAUUCCUUAAAGUAUCUGCAUUACUGUUAAUGGAUUCACACCUGUUAAAGAUGCUUCAAACUGUGCUGAACCUUAGGACUGCUAAGCUCAAAACGCUGGACUCUGUGGAACAGGUAGAACUUACUGCACUGGCUUAGGUUUCACUAAGAAGUCUGAUUCCAAUGACUGUACCUGCGACACAAGUAAGAAUACUCUCGCAAAUAACACAUGCAAAGCUAAAUCUUCUGGCUCUUUAUUAUUUGCUGCCAGCACUAUCUUCAUGA